GGCACUGACUGGCAUCACUGCUGGGCACUGACUGGCGGCACUGACUGGCACAACCGCUGGGCACUGACUGGUGGCACUGACUGGCAGCACUGCUGGGCUGCACUGGUGGGUGGCACUGGUGGGCAGCACUGGUGGGUGGGCACAGGUGGGUGGCACUGGUGGGCACAGGUGGGUGGCACUCGUGGGCACAGGUGGGUGGGCACAGGUGGGUGGCACUGCUGGGCACAGGUAGGUGCACUGCUGGGCACAGGUGGGCGGAACUUGCGGGUGGCACUGCUGGGCACCGAUCAUCAGGGCACUGAUCAUCAGUGCCCUGAUGAUCGGUGCCGAUCCCCGCUCUGACAACUGCCGGUUCUCGGCAGUACUUUCCUCGCGAUCUGACAGCGUGAGGAAAGUGCAGCCGAGAACCGGCACUUGCAU
Messenger RNA from Staurois parvus, 420 nucleotides. Lineage: Eukaryota; Metazoa; Chordata; Amphibia; Anura; Ranidae. The record is from the annotation of a GenBank genome assembly.